Apis laboriosa (Himalayan honeybee) is the source of this 8794-nucleotide messenger RNA. RefSeq lists its product as uncharacterized. The transcript has 20 exons. Lineage: Eukaryota; Metazoa; Arthropoda; Insecta; Hymenoptera; Apidae. Bases 176 to 8566 code for a protein of 2796 amino acids. Gene Ontology annotation, molecular function: calcium ion binding. The record is from RefSeq and is a predicted model, not a curated record.
UGUCCGACCGAGAGUGACGACCCUUACGUUGACAGUGCCCGUCACGGUGACCGUCACUCCUACCGUGGAGUCGUCAGCGUACUCAGUUUCGUCUGUGUAUAGCCCGGUACCCGUUGCUGGAGAACAAGAAGGGAAAGAUGAAGAAGGUCGAAGAUUUAACUUGGCAACUCGUGUCAUGUCGAAUGGAGUUGAAGUGAUUGUGGCAGGACCAACACCGGCUCUACGAUGGGAAAACUCGAUUCCUCAGCCUACGCUGACAUUGUCUGAUGCGGUUGUCAUGAUGCUUCCACAAGAUAAACCGAAUGAAUUUGUCACAAAGACAUGCACAACUACCUUCACGUAUCUUACAACCAUUACGAAGGAUGGAACGACUAUCGUGUCGACGGAGCAACAGGUAAUAGCAAAUACGGCAACUGAAGAACGUCACAGGAAGCCUGGAUCAGAAACUGCAGCGGUAACAUUAGAAGCGUCUCCAACAUUACGCACAGAAGUAUUCAAAACCACUUACACCUAUCUAACACUAAAUACUGAUCAUUCGGACAUAAAUGAUGCUUUGGAAAGCAGUACUAAAGUAAUUACAAAUACGGUUACCGCUCCUCAACAUUAUCUGGACAUGAUUCUCGAGCCAUCGGAAGCGCCACGACCGGAAACAAACACAUAUCUCAGCACCAGGAUGCUGGAAAAGACUUUCAUGGAGGAUGGACGUACUAAAAUAGAAACUACCAGUGAUACUAUUACUCAGCUCAUAGUAACAGAAUCUGCACCACCUCCUCGUCCAACCAGUGUCACGACUACGUUAAUAGCGUUAGAUAGUACGGAGGAAAACAUGACAGACGUCAUGAAGACUUAUUACAUUACCUAUACUUAUUACAAUACCUUCCUAGAGAAAGGGAGCACAGUGGUUCGCACGAACGUGGCGACGUCGACUGAUGUUGUGUUGGAGAAAGUGCCUGUCAAGAAAACCACAAAGACAGCCAUGGUGAAUCCUACUCCGGAACCUAUUCAAAUCUUUGCGACGAAAACGUAUCUAACCACGUUUACCUACUUUACGACGUUACUUCAGGCGGGACCAGAUGGAGAGACUUCCACAACAGUCUCUUCGAGAUCACACAUUGUAGAAAACGUGGUAACAGAAUCGAUAGCACCCAGUUUACUAGAUGCUGGUUACAUGAACGCUUUACUAACAACUGCACAUCAUUCUGAUCCUGUGAAAAACGUGGUCACUGGUUCGACGAUCAUUUUCUUCGAUGAGGAGGACCAGAUUGAUCCUACUACUAGCACCAACUUCCCAGAAGCCACCUCUUCAGUGGAAGUGCAGAAAGAUGAAACGAUUUCGUCUAGCUUCGUAUCUACUGAACCAUCUCCGGUUAACGAACCAAAUCUGAAACCUACUGAACAAAUUAAUCAGGAGAGCAAUGUAACAGUUUCCGCAGAAUCUGGGCAGAACAAAAAGCCUGUCAAUCAAAACACGAGUGAUCUUCAAGUGAGCAAUCUUCUGAGCUUAGGCUCGUUGGGAAUCAAUAGUUUGUCGGCUUUGGGACCAGUGAUUACUGCAAUGGCUGGCCUACUUCAGGGUAAAACCACAGCAACACGAAGGAAUGAUUCGAUACCACAGGCGGAAACGCAGGAAAUCACUACGCAAAGAUCACCUAUUUACAUACCUGUCGCUGAGUUCGCUGAUGGAGACAUUGAAGCUGCUGAAAGUCAAAAUAUAGGUACACAUCUGGCAAAUCUCAACCACAAUUACAUCGCAGAGACACGUCAUAAAGUUGCAUCUAGCCUGGCAGAUGGAAUUCCAAUUUCUCCAGGCGAAGUAAUCACCGCGAAUAGCGACGUAAUCAUCGGUAAACCAGGAAAAAUGGCACCAAGACCGCCUCAAACAUUCUUGGAGGACGAAGAGAACAUAGGAAUGAAACCACCACCAUUACCAGUUCCCAACAUUCCAGUCCAUCCUGUUCUCGAAGUCCUGGAGAACAAUCGGGAUGAUCAGCCUCAACAAACCCUUCAGAAUCACAAAGGUUCACAGAUAAAGAUUUAUCCUGCGCAUCAGAUUUACGAGGAACACUUGAAGAUACCUAUCUCUAUGCCUAUCGAUACGAAUCCUACAUUGAAACAACCUCAAAAGUUGCUCCCAGUUCAACCGACUCCCCCAAAGAGAAUUGGUUCGAAGCAAGAUAUGUUAGAGAACGAUCCUUUGUUGAAGCCACCCGAUAGACCUAACGUGGAACAAUAUGCGAAUCCGAAUACGAAUCUAAAGGAACCGGAAUGGAGUCCUGAUAAGACAAGGAGACCUUGGAGUGCUAAGGAUCCCCUGAAGCUUCCUCCAUCCCAUCCUCAGUUUGAUCAGAAAAUCGAUUUGAGAAAGCCAUCGAUAGAUAAACUUUGGCCAACCGUUCCAUCCGAAGAACAAAAGCGACCACCAUGGGCCCAGAAAGACCCUUUGCUUCCUGAAACUUCAAUUGUCAUUCAAACUUCGGAAUCCAAACCAACACCAGCAGAGCCCAUAGUUCAUCAAGUACCACACGUCAUUGACAGAUCAACGGGGCAACCUUUGUUGGUUAAUAUCCAACCCAGUCAGGUGGCUAAUGUGGUAAUUCCUCAAGGUGGCACUCAAGCAUUGAUAUUCGGUGACACGAGCGAACCUCACAUCAGUGGACAAUAUUUCGACGAUCCAUCACCCUAUCCUGAAUCAGAAGUUGGUUUGGGUUUCCUUGGAAUUCAAAGGGUAGAAGAUAUACCCCAAUAUAUCAAUGGAAAAGAUCCAGCAGAUUAUAUGGUACCACCAUCGCCACCACUCAACUUCAAGACGUUAUCCGAGAAACAUCCUUCCAAUCGUCCAGCAACCAUUCCUUUAUCAUCAACUCAUUUCGAUUAUGAAAGACCGCAAGAUAAAUUAGAAGUAUCCUUGAUCAGGCCAGAAAAAAAGCCAUCCGACGUGCAUUUGAUCAAACAUCCCGACAAUUCGGGUAUCCUUGGUGGCCAAAGUCACGUGCACACAGAAAUCCUGGUUCAUCACAGACCGGAAACCGUAAACGUUCGACCUCAAAACAUUCCUCAUCCUGCUAUCCAUCCUCACGUACAUUCAAACAAUCAUUUACCGCCACGAGGACAAUAUUCAAAAAUUCCAAAACCUGUAGAGCUCGGAACGCCGCCUCGAAGAACGGAAAUGUCAAAUCCAUCAGACAAUUCGCAUCGAUACAUUUUGUUGGCUAAGCCAGACUCAGGAAACGAAAUCAUCUUGAAUUCCAAUUGGAAAUCGGACAAGAAACCACCAAGAAUUCUGAUGAAUAACAGGUUGAGACCACGUCUACCAUUGAGAUCGACAACCAGUUAUCCUCCUCUGGAUAGGCCGAUUUACCCGGAAAGGCCUGGCAUCAGGAAACCAGUUUAUAGCGGAUCUCAGAGGCUUCCGACGAAGGCGCAGAACGCGAACACAUUUGUGCUUCCUCAUCGUCCUAUCACCAAUUCUCAAAUUCAUCACGAACCACCUAGAAUGACAACUUCCAUGUCUGGAGAAUUGAUAAGGGAUGUAGUGACUGAGAGGCAGCCUUCGUUUGAGGCUCGUCCUCAGCAGACAGAUCUUCAAAAUAGGCCAUCCCACUUUUACCCUGAAAAGAGACCAACGAGCAUAGAGCAGAUGAAGCCACAAACCGAAAGAACAGAGGAAUAUGUGCCCACUGGAGCGGUUGAGUAUCACAAUCCUUUGAAUCUCAAGAUAAAGCAAAAUGACAAACCAGUUAUAUCAAGCAUUCAAACGCAGAAUUUCAAUCAGGCUUCAUCUAAUCAGGACGUCAAGUCUGAGAGCCAAGAAACCUGGUACAGUGGUACGGAGAAGACAUUGGAUUCAGAAAGUGGUGCUUCUGAACCGGUCAAAUAUCAUAAUCAGGUGAAAAAAGUUGAAAAAUAUGAUAAAACGAAAGAUGAUACGUCUUUGAUUAACGAUCACAGUAACGAUACAUCAUCAAACAAGAAUUCUUAUGUAGCCUCUGAUAAUAUGAUGAUAGGAAAAGUUGGUGAAAUCGAUUCUCAGCAAAAUCAAAAGGAAAAACCUAUUUGGAUUAAUUCAGGAGUUCCAUUUGCGCAUAAAAACGAAGGCGUAUCGAUUCAAACACAGUAUGGACCUAAUUACUAUAAUGCCAAACCUCAUGAAACGCCAAUAGUUCAAGGAAAACCAUUUGGUGUGUAUACUGGACACGAAGAGUCAAAUUAUGAUUACAAAUGGAAAGAAACAUCUGAAUACGACAUAGUUCAGGGUGUACCAUCGACAUACUAUGGAAAUAAAAUGCUGCAAAUCAAUUACAAGAAUGAACAAACGUCUACUCCAUUUAAUCGUGAACAAGAGGAUACUAUAGAUCUAAAGCCACCAGCAAUCAUUCCGCAAUUCGUUCCCGAAUUGGACAAACCUAACAGACCAUAUUCACGACCAACUAUUAUAAAUAAAGUGGAAAUCAGACCUGUGUUAUAUUCCAAGCCAGAGAUCAUCGGUCAAACCUCAGAAGUUAGACCAGAUUAUGUGAACCGGCCUAAUGAAAGUAAACUAGAUACCUCAGAACAACAACUUGGGAACAACAGUUUGAGCUAUUCAGGAAAAUUAAAUCAGAGCCACUUUCAAUUAGGUGGUUUUAUGGAUCUUAAUUGGGAGAAUGAAAUGAAAACAGGCGAUAAAAGACAAGAGAUUCUGGUCAACAGAAGCGAAAUUAUGAAGAAUCAUUAUAGAAACAACUCCAUUUCUUAUCAAAUAGAAAGUCAGUAUUCUCAGACGAACAUUAACCCUGUCAAAUUAGAAAAGAAUCAUGCUGUGAUAAUUAAACAGGAUUAUAGUUCAGCAACUAAGAUUCAUCCAGAGUAUCCUCAUAUAGUUACCAAACCUAAACCUCAAGUACCUAACCCAAUCACUAUUUCAACAGCUAAUAACAAACCUGACACUCGACCAAACAUUAGAUUUUCCCUACCUGUGGAGGCAAUUGGCGAAGAAGUGGAUAGUAAAACACAAACUGAACGACCGCCAAGCAUGCUGAUCACAACGAAUAAUUCCGGUGACAAGAAAAAGAACAUAGAGAAGAUAGAUACUUCCUAUCAGACGAAUUUUGCGACCCAAGAUGCAAACGAAGAUGAUUCCAUGAAUCAUGAGAAUAAGAUUCGAAUAAAGUCUAUUGAAACGUCCACUGGAGACAUAUUGACUAAUAUGGAAGGAAUGAACGUACCUUCUAGAGAUAUGAUGCCCCCACCAUUAAGACCUGUGAUUGACCUCAAUCAAUUAAAUAAAAACGAAGAGGAAGAUUUGAAACCACCACCCAUACCUUCGAGAGAUGUUGUCGGUUUGUCACCUCCACCGGUUGAUAUUACUACAACAAAUAACCCUACGGAAGAUAGAUUCUCAUUCGUUACUGCUAAUGAAUCUGGGUUGAAGCCUCCUCCUAAGUAUAUUCCUCUGAAGGAAUCUUCUGUUGCACCUUUGCCCAGUAUUAGCAUGGUUCCUCCUAGCCCAAGACCAUCUCUUACUAGGCCUUUCAUCGUGGAAUUGUUGUCUCAGGACAUGGUACCUCCACCACCAGUAACUCAGACAACGAGACCACUCGAAAUAGCCACCGUGAGACCAGCGGUAGCGGUAUCUGGAUCGAUUCAAAUCGCGACAGCUGUCGCAACAUCUCACAUACCAGUGGUCCAAGAUAUCGAAUCGAAGAUACCUAUCAUACACGGCACUGUUGAUCUUCCAGUAGUCAUAGACGUGCCUGAAAUACUUAGACCAAUUGAAACUAGGAAGACGGAGCAUGUUAGCGUAUACACAGUGCGACCAUUCGACACCAGACCUGUAUCUAGAAUAUCAGUGCAACCAACAGCGAUGUUAACCACGAACUUAGUAAUCCCAACGAAGUUAAGACCAGUCCAAGUAGAUCACAUACAACCAAGUAAAUUGUCUUCUACUAGGGAGUUGGAACCAACUCGAUCUCACAAUAUCGAUAUUCCACGAAAUCCAGUGAAACGACCAGAGCAUCCAGUAUUUUUGGAGUCUAGUUACGAUAUCGUUUUACCAUCAUCGAAGGUGGAAGCUACGGAGAGUUUGAUUCAUAUGAUAAGCACGAGUCAGAAGAAAGAGUCGCGAUCCACUCUGACGAAGAACGAAGUUUCCAAGGUAAUCGUUUCACCGAUGACGGAAAUUAAACGAAAGAACGAGACAGUUUUGAAGAAAUUGCCAAGUGUGGUCACCAGAAUCGAUAGCUCGAUAACAAAAGUGACGAACACAUUGUUGGAAAACAUCGACAGAAGAAACGAAUCGGUGAUCAAGAUGACGAAGAGUGUCAGCAAUACACGAAAAGUUGCUAAUGAGACAACGACGACUAUGCGUAUAAAGCCUAAAGAGGUGACACGAUUCCAGACAUCAACGGUAACGAGAACGGAAACAUCUGUAUUGGGUUCACCACCUACAACUCGAACAUUACUACUUACCCACACGUUGACAUCAACCACAGUGGAAACGGUGACGGAAACGUUAUUACGUCCAACUAGCGUGGUUUCUACAGUUACAUCAACGAUUUUGCAAUCGGUGGUGACUAGAAUACCAUCAUCCUACGAAAACGUUGUCGACAAUGAUUCCAUCUUUGUAGUGAUGAGCGACCAGAAACCACCGGCACCUGGUGCUGAAGAGGUAAAUGUGGAAGCUGAAUAUGGUGAUAUUUCAAGAGAUGAACAAGAUCCAGCUGGAAACGAAGUUCAUAGAGUUCUAGCUGGUGGAAUUCUUGGAGCACCAGUAGUAUCUCUUCAACCUAUCGUCAAUCAAUGUACUCCUGAAUGUAGAGCCUCUAGGGCUGAAAUAUGUGCGGAAGUUGGAACUGAAAUGAGAUGCAUUUGUCGACCAGGUUUUGCGAGAAUGUUCCCUGAUCGACCUUGUAAACCCACUUAUACCUACACAUUACGAGUUGGAUUGGAUCGAAUCGGACACGAGCCAGUGAUUUACGAAGUCAGCAUGAACGAUUCGACGUCAACAGCUUUCAGAAAAUUACUAGGCCCUACUAAAGACGCCUUAGACAGGACUUUAAUGCAGAGUGAUCUUAGAGACAUCUAUAGGGGACUAAAGAUAGCUGGUUUCACACCUGAUCCAACGAAAGUAGAAUUCCACGUUCAACUCAGUGAUAAUGCUAAUGAAACGAGGUUGAAGGAAGUACUUCGAAAAUAUCUGAUUGGAAGUAACUAUAGUUUAGGAGGCACUGAAGUCUUUGCUUCGAAAAAUCUUGACAUAAUUGAAGCAAUCGAUUUUAAUGAAUGCAUAGCGGAAGAUGGAGGACCUCAUCAUGAUUGUUCGCCAAAUGCAGCCUGUUUCAAUCUACGAGGUUCUUAUCAAUGUUCUUGCAAAGAAGGUUGGGCAGAUUUGUCUGAGAAUCCUGCAUAUCCUGGAAGAUUUUGCUCUCAGGCGCCAUUAGGUUGUCCUAGUUGUAACAACAAAGGGCAUUGCGUGACGAAUACUAAUGGUCAAGAAGUCUGCGAGUGCUUCCCUUGGCACAGUGGUCAGCGAUGUCAAGUUAAUCUCAAAGUGUUACUGAUAGCUCUGGUUACGACCGGUGCAAUAUUACUAGGCCUUUUGGCGGUAUGCGUCGGCAUGGCGUGUUUCCGUCAACCAAGUCGAAAACGAAGAACUGGCGACAGAAGGGCCAUGAUUCCUGGAACAGGCGGAGAUACCAGUAGCGAGGGUAGCGUGACGGAUUUAGCAAUUCCACAUCACGUGCCGCACGUUCUGCCACCACCUCCACAGAUGAUUGCACCCUUGCCACCGACCAAAAGACCUGCUCGAAAGAUCAGCACGAAACCUAGACAUCUGCCGAGAAAGGCUACCAUGGUACCUGCAUCAGUGCCAGUGAACGACGAACAAAGAGAUCGUUCGUUGACAGUGAUGAUCCCACGUGCCAAAUAUCGAUCGGCGCCUCAAUCUCCGCAGAAUUACAAGUCCGGGUUAAGUACGUUCUCGACAGAAGAGCACAAGCUGCUCAACUAUCUCGAGAACGGCACGCAUAACACCGGAAACAGGAAGCAAAGUGUAUCCAGCGCGAAGGAUUGCAAGGAGGCUGAUGUACAAAUCGUCAGAGCGCCAGCUGCACCAACUGGAGCUCUUGUUAGCGCUGGUUUCCAGGUGUCUGCAACGGUAACUCGUCAAAUGGACACCGAUUCAACAUUAGCUCGUUCCUGCGGCGAAACUACAAUAGAAACAGCGACGAAAGUGUUGCGAACCGGGGAUCUCCAAGGUGAUUUGUGCUCUACGUUGGCUCGCUCCUGCGGCGAGACAACCAUCCAAGCACCGACGAAGCUGCUGAGGCUCGAUUUAGGCGAGGCUGGUUCGACUCUGGCCAGAUCCUGCGGUGAAACAACGAUUCAACCGCCGACGAAAGUCGCAGAUACUAGAAGGAAUAGCGUUAAGGACGCCAGAGAUAACAGAGACACAAGAGACAGUGCCAGCGAAGGGCACACAAUGGCGGAGAGGGAUUUAGGAAGCACGCUGAGACUUCCGGCGCAGCAUCCGCCUCUUUAUAGCCCGGACAGAACCAGCGAUCGAGAAUCAAACUUUGACUCUCUCUAGACACCUUAUGCAAUUAAUAAAGGAAAUCCGACGGAGGAUUGUGGAUGUAACCGCUGGCCGGUGGCUUCCACAAGUUCGCUAAUCGAGCAAGUAAAAUAAAAAGAAAAAUCUUCUUCAUCGACGCAACUGAAUCGAAGAAUCUUACAACUUUUAAACUAUCCUGACAAAUAAUCCAAACAAAUGAAUCAGGAACUUUAUAUCUUUAAUCCUCUCAUUGGGAAGCUUUAA